Sesamum indicum (sesame) is the source of this 2868-nucleotide messenger RNA. It is a transcript of the gene RR2, whose product is annotated as response regulator 2. Gene Ontology annotation, molecular function: DNA binding; DNA-binding transcription factor activity. Gene Ontology annotation, biological process: cytokinin-activated signaling pathway; phosphorelay signal transduction system. The record is from RefSeq and is a predicted model, not a curated record. NCBI's taxonomy places the organism in Eukaryota, Viridiplantae, Streptophyta, Magnoliopsida, Lamiales, Pedaliaceae.
AAGAAAAAUAACUAGUUCAAGAACAGCACACUAAUACAGCCCUCAAUGUCCGAAAUCUCACCUAUGAGCGCGCACACGUAUAUAAAGCAGAAUAUUUUCUUCCCUUUUCUUCUUCUUACUUAGAAGAACCCCUCGGAGGAAAUAAUUUCAAGUUCAAGUUUGCAAAUUGCAAAUUCCCCAUUUUCCACUCGAUUAUAUCCUAUGGUUAAUUGUGUUUCCAAGGCCUGGGUAUUAAAUCCGCGAGAAAGAAGUUGAGAGAAUAUGUGAUUUCUAACGUAUUUCCCAUCCGGGCUUUGUUGUUUGCAUGCAAAUUUUAACUUGUUUUUGGUGAAUUUUGAAGAAAAAAUGGAUCUUGGAGUGAAACCCGUGUCUUUUACAAGUUCAAGUGCUUCUUGGAAGUCUGCCGACGGAGUUCCAGACCAGUUUCCGGCGGGUCUGAGAGUGCUUGUUGUGGAUGACGACCCCACUUGUUUGAGGAUCUUGGAGAAGAUGCUAAAGAAUUGUCUGUAUGAAGUUACUACAUGCAAUCGAGCAGAGGUUGCCCUUAAGUUUCUCAGGGAUAACAAAAAUGGCUAUGACAUUGUUAUAAGCGACGUACACAUGCCUGAUAUGGAUGGUUUUAAACUUUUAGAGCAUGUUGGACUCGAGAUGGAUCUGCCAGUUAUCAUGAUGUCGGCGGAUGAUAGCAAAAAUGUUGUGAUGAAGGGUGUUACCCAUGGAGCUUGUGACUAUCUUAUAAAACCAGUUCGUAUGGAGGCAUUGAAGAACAUAUGGCAGCACGUGGUUCGGAAGAAGAAGCAUGAGUGGAAGGAAAAGGAUUUUGAACAGUCAGGAAGUGUGGAUGAAGUGGAAAGGCAGCACAAACCACCCGAAGAUGUAGAUUAUUCCUCGUCGGCUAAUGAAGGAAAUUGGAAAAAUUCCAAGAAAAGGAAGGAUGAGGAAGAUGAAGCAGAAGAAAGGGAUGAUUCAUCCACAUUGAAAAAGCCACGGGUUGUUUGGUCAGUGGAGCUCCAUCAGCAAUUUGUAACUGCUGUUAAUCAACUUGGAAUAGACAAGGCUGUUCCUAAGAAAAUCCUGGAAUUAAUGAAUGUUCCUGGUCUUACAAGAGAGAAUGUUGCAAGCCAUCUUCAGAAGUAUCGCCUGUAUCUCAGAAGGCUAAGUGGUGUAUCGCAGCAUCAGAAUGGAUUAGGUAGCUCUUUCAUGGGACCCCCAGAUGCGCCAUUUGGACCAAUGUCUUCGCUCAGUGGUGUUGAUCUUCAAGCUCUUGCUGCUUCAGGCCAACUCCCACCCCAAAGUCUUGCUACAAUUCAGGCAGCUGCACUUGGUAGGGCUGCUACAAAGUCUGCCAUACCUGUACCUCUCAUUGAUCAAAGAAAUAUUUUCAGCUUUGAAAAUCCAAAGUUAAGGUUUUUGGAUGGGCAGCAACAACAAAACAAUAACAGUAAGCAAGUGAGCUUACUGCAUGGAAUCCCGACAAAUAUGGAUUCAAAACAGCUAGCUACUUUGCACCAAUCUGCGCAGUCCUUUGGUAGCAUGAAUAUGCAUGUCCACUCCCAGGCAAGCCAAAGCAACUCCUUGCUGACUCAGAUGGUUCAACCGCCGUCGAGGGCUCAAAUUUUAAACGAAAUCAAUGGAAGCCAUGCGCUGAAUUUGCCAUCAUCUGCAGGUCAACCUGUUUUGUCACAGGCAGUUCCUAAUGCUGUCUUGGGCCAGAAUGGAAUUGAGAAUGUUCGUAGACCAGCAUUUACUUCUGUUUCCCAGCCCUCUACAGUUGUAGAUUUCUCAAGGAGUCAGAGCACAGAGUUUCCAGAGAAUAGCUUUUCGCUUGUGAGUAAUUCAGGAAUAUCGAAUCUCACUUCUAAGCUUCAAGAUGAAGUUAACUCAGAAAUGAAAGCAUCUAGAGGCUUUGUUCCUAAUUAUGAUGUUUUCAAUGAUAUCAAUCAGAAUAGAACCCAGGAUUGGCGUUUGCAAGACGUUCGAUCAACUUUUGAAGCCCAGCAACAUUCAAAUGGACGAGGCAGCCUGGAUGUUUCAUCAUCGGUUUUAAUUCAGCAACAGUUCUCUUCUAACCAGAAGAGUGGACAAAACAGGAUUCCACCUGUUAGGAAGGCAGCCUUCUCGGUUGCAGAUGGACUUGGCAACACUUCCAACAUUGGUCAGCAGCUUAGCUCAUCUUUAGUGGACAAUCCAUCAAGGAUUAAGGCUGAAAGACUACCUGAUAUGGGCUUCCAGAAUGGCCUUUUCUCUGAACACUUUGGCCAGGAGGAUCUCAUGACAGCAAUUCUCAAACAGCAGCAAGGAGGCAUGGAACCCAUUGAAAACGAGUUUGGCUUCGAUGGGUACCAUCUGGAUAAUCUUCCUGUAUAGCAUGCCGGUUUGCUGUAGCUUAGUGUAUUUAAGCACUUUGUACAUAGCAGCUGAAAUUGACCUCUUGUCAUCAACCGCUAUAAGUUCUUCGUCGACUGCUUCCAGAAGUAGGAUCUUGGUACUGUCUUUGCUUUAUUAUUCUAGUGUGAAUAGUUUGCCAGGUUUCUUCUUUCAAAAUCAGAAACACAGAACAGGAAAGAGUUGAUCAGGUGGAUUAUCAGCUGUUGAAGAUGAAGGAGAAAUGCGCAUGAUAUGCAAAGCAUACCGUGCAAAAUUUUUGAUUGCUUUAGCUUUAGGUAAUUGUAGUAUGAACAUUGUACCGGGGGGAUUCUGGAAAUUUCUUCUUAUUGGGUGCUCUUCUACUUAGGUGUGAGAUGACGUACUUACCUAUCAUCAAACUCUCGAGUCUUCUCUGAUUGAAAUAAGAUGUUUUAGCAGGAUAUGUAUGUAGUAAACAGAUUGAUCUGAAGAAUUUAUCUGCUGGUCCCUCAUAUUCUUGAA